Messenger RNA from Cyclopterus lumpus (lumpfish), 1114 nucleotides. RefSeq lists its product as uncharacterized. NCBI's taxonomy places the organism in Eukaryota, Metazoa, Chordata, Actinopteri, Perciformes, Cyclopteridae. The record is from RefSeq and is a predicted model, not a curated record. Bases 157 to 999 code for a protein of 280 amino acids. The transcript has a single exon.
CCUCUUUUUAGGGCGUUUUAUUUUCAGAAACGAAGGGUGUCGACGCGCCGUUGAAGUGUGGCGACAGCGGAAAAAGAAGCUUCCGUCUCCGCCGUUGUCGUUAUUUUUAGUGGCAUGAAGAUCGAUAUUCCACCAUUCGCGUAUUGAUCCGAGGACAUGGGGAAGCUGAGCGGGUUGUGCGUGCUGCUGAUAGCGGCGCUGAGCGGAGCCCUGGCCGCCGGAGAUAGUGUGACCCAAGUCAACUUCACGGAUGGCCACUCGCUAACGUUGAACGUCACGCCCUCUCAAACCGAGCCGAUCACAAACAUCCUGUGGAAGUUUAAUGGAAACCUUCUGGCCGAGUGGGUCCUGAACCAGGUCCCCCUGGAGCUGUUCGGCACCUUUAAAGAACGCGCCACCCUGGACACGCGGAACGCGCGCCUGGUCGUCAACAGCAUGACGAAGGCGGACACGGGCGCGUAUACGGUGGAGAUAAACAGCAAGGUGCACGCGGAGAGCUACGACGCGAGGUGGUUCAGGCGGCUCGGUACGCCCGAGGUGGUGAUCCGACCGUUGACGUGCUCCGCGGGUUCGAAGACGUGCAACGCGAGCUGCGAGGCGGACACCGACGAGGCGGAGCCCGUCACCUACAGCUGGAAGAUGGGUGACAAUCCGUGGAUGGUGUCGAAGAAGGUCACGGAAAUCAACCAGGUUAAGAAUGUCAACGAUGAGUGCAUCACGUGCCGGAUAUCUAACCCAGUCGGUGUACAAGUUAGUGCACCCAUUAAGAACCCGUUCUAUGUGCACCCCACACCGUGGUGGAUUAUUAUUAUUGUGGUGGUGCUGGUGGUGGUGGUGCUGGUGCUGGUGCUGGUGUUCCUGUGGAAACGGAAGAAAAAUGGAGACGCCAACAAAAUUGUCUCAACGACCCCGCCUCCUCGGGAAAGCCCUUCAGGUCCGCCAUCCGAGGAGCAUCCACUGAAAGAGAGAGACGACAACGGAGCUCCAGCAACAUGUUAAUUUGAAUGCACUUGUUGCAUUACAUUACAUUUAGCUGACGCUUUUAUCCAAAGCGACUUAGAAUCGUGUUACAUGCAUACACUGUAGAACAGCUACAGGGAACACUUCAGGGUUA